This is a messenger RNA of Sander lucioperca (pikeperch), 1166 nucleotides long. RefSeq lists its product as uncharacterized. Lineage: Eukaryota; Metazoa; Chordata; Actinopteri; Perciformes; Percidae. The transcript is spliced from 3 exons. The record is from RefSeq and is a predicted model, not a curated record. The coding region runs from base 172 to 735 and encodes 187 amino acids.
AGUCACGUCACGUGACUUUAACAAUACAAACCCUCUGUUUCUGUUUCCUCUUCACUAAAUGGUGGAUAAUACCAAUACCAAAGAUCCUCCAUACUAACUGUCUCUGAUAAUAGCUCAGUAGUCUUUGUUCGGAUGUACAAAUAACGUUAAGUUUUAAAAUAUAACGCCAACAUGUCAGAAAGGCACCGCCGGGCGCUGCCGCCAUGGAUGGCGAAGAAGGAAGAGAACGUGAAAAAGGAGCCGCUGAAGAGCAGGAGAAAACAGAAAACUACACGGGCUGCUUUCUACUGUAUGAACGAGAAAGAGCUGGUAGAGGCAGCUGUUUCAUAUCUUACCAACGCUGCCUGCGCGGACGUGGAUCUCCUGACUGACCAAAAGGUUGAAGACAAGGCAGUAGAUAACCUUGUGAAAAUAAGGGAGAACACUGCCACUUCCAAGGCGAUAGCAAAGCCGGUGACUUUAGAGGAGGAGUCCUCAGACUGCGGUGAUGCCUCGGAGAAGACAUAUGUUUCAGAAACAGACUUAGACAUUACAGAGGUGGAAACAUUGCCGUACACUAAGAGCCCGCAGCAUCAGGGACCUGGGGGUCAGGAGUCAGGACCAGUACAGGAUCGUGGUGGUCUUGUGAAUGUUGGACUGGAGGCUGAGGAAAAAGAGGAGCACUCACAGAUGCCGACAGAGGCAGCAGAGGAGGAUGAUGCUAUGCGGCUUGUGCGAGAAAUCUUUUUCACCUGACCACUGAAAUGUGCACUAAGCUUUAAAGUGUUGCAUGUGCAAUAAACGGAAAAUAUUCUCUUGUACCACCAAACAACUCCUCUAUAAAGCUACAAAUUGGAGAACUGAUCCUUUAAUGGAUGUCACUGACAAGGAUGUACAAUUUGGCACAGCUCCAAAGACAGUGGAUAGAAAUACUGACACCUUUAAGUUACCAAGGUUUUUGCAUCGACAUGGGGUGUAUACUUCUAAUGACAGCAUCUAAAACCCAAUUUUCUGUGAGAAAACCUAAUUAAGCAUCCUGCAGUAUGUUAAUGGCGCUGCUAUAUCCUUUACAUCCCACUGUAUUGUUUCAUUUAACUGUCUGUGGGUACACACAUGAAUUAAAGGAACACGCCGACUUAGACUGGGCUUAUUCACAGUAACCCCCAAAGUUACACAAGUCGAUACAU